UCCCUUUCGUGGAGGGAAAAAAAAAAAAAAAGAGAAGGAGGGAGGAGUGGGAGAGAGGAGGAGAGAGGGAGAAAGUGAGCUCACGUUCACACAUUGGUGAAGAGGCUGGUCUUGCAAUGCCUUUGAAUAUUUUACUUUUAGGCAGUUCCUCAUCAGUCAGCCACACACAUCCGAGGCGAGCUGAAGCUAACUACAGCCAUGGACAGCACUGGGAGAUCUGAGAUCUGACUGCACGCAUCAUACCUCCGGGAUAUUUUUUAAAUUACAUAUAUAAACACGCCGACAGGCAGCCAAGCUCCACACACACACACACACACACACACACACACACACUCUCAUACACAUCCACACAUCACAGAGCCGCCAGCACCCGCACGGCCGCUGAGCAAACACCUUGUCUCCUCUCGCAGGAUAUACCCGCUCACACACAUCUCUCUUUAUCUCCUCCUGGCUUCCCGGAGGAUCCUGCCGGCUGUUUUUCAUGGAGAAAGUCCAGGGAGAAAUGGAGAUUGAGAGAUGGGAAAGAAGUGAAGAGAUCUCAGACGCAGAAAAAAAGGUUAUUCAAGAGAUAUGGAGCAGAGUAUAUGCGAACUGCGAGGACGUUGGGGUCUCCAUACUCAUCAGGUUUUUUGUGAACUUCCCCUCGGCCAAGCAGUACUUCAGCCAGUUCAAGCACAUGGAGGACCCCCUGGAGAUGGAGAGGAGCUUGCAGCUGCGUAAGCACGCCCGGCGGGUCAUGGGGGCCAUCAACACUGUGGUGGAGAACCUCAAUGACUCCGAAAAGGUCUCCUCCGUCCUGGCCCUGGUGGGCAAAGCCCAUGCCCUCAAGCACAAAGUGGAGCCCAUCUACUUUAAGAAACUCACCGGUGUCCUGCUGGAGGUCAUUGCCGAGGAAUACCCCAACGACUUCACCCCGGAGGCUCACGGUGCCUGGACCAAGAUGAAGACCCUCAUCUACACCCACGUGACGGCGGCGUACAAGGAGGUGGGCUGGGCUCAGUACCCCACUGCCACCCUGUGAGCGGCCAGCGGGGCCAGGCGAGGGGCAGGGAGGGCUUCACUCACCCCAGGACUUCACUCUGGUCUCUUCUCAAGAUCUUUGCUCAGUCUGGGGAGCCUGGUAGGGCCAGCUCUGUCAGCUGCCAAGUCACAAUUUGAUCUCCAUGGGGUUUAAAAACAAAAGAAAUAAGCCAAAAAAAAUCUAUAGAACCACGAAGGGUGUGGGUGGGUCGGGGUGAAGCAGUUGCAGGGGACGCUGGAAGGGGAUGCAGAGGGUGAGGGGAGAGCACUGGUUGUUGGCUCCAUCUUACUGUCCUGGCCUGUCCACCACCUCCCAAAUCCUGCACCUCACUUGCGCCAUCUCAAAGUCCCUUGCACAAGCGCUGCCGCCCCGUUCGAUGAUGAACAACACAACCCUCAUUUUCCGUGCAAAGCCCCUGGGUUAGGCCCAGCUUUGGGGGGCACAGUGCUUAUGGAGACGUCCAGCUGCCCAGCUGGCACCGAAAACGCUUUGCUUUGCACUUUGUGUGUCCCCUGGCAGGGUGGCAGAGCUGUCAGCUGUGCCCACAGCGCUCUCGGUGCCCGUCACCCUGCACUCUGGGCUGGCUGCAGUCACCCUGCACUCUGGGCUGGCUGCAGCUGUCACUCUCCCGUCACCCACAGUCCCUCUCCUUGGCUGGUUGCUGCAAACCCCCCUG
Messenger RNA from Chiroxiphia lanceolata (lance-tailed manakin), 1697 nucleotides. RefSeq names its product cytoglobin (gene CYGB). NCBI's taxonomy places the organism in Eukaryota, Metazoa, Chordata, Aves, Passeriformes, Pipridae. The transcript is spliced from 3 exons. Gene Ontology annotation, biological process: oxygen transport. The record is from RefSeq and is a predicted model, not a curated record. The coding region runs from base 482 to 1021 and encodes 179 amino acids. Gene Ontology annotation, molecular function: iron ion binding; heme binding; oxygen binding.